This is a messenger RNA of Paramecium tetraurelia, 1524 nucleotides long. RefSeq lists its product as uncharacterized. The record is from RefSeq and is a predicted model, not a curated record. NCBI's taxonomy places the organism in Eukaryota, Ciliophora, Oligohymenophorea, Peniculida, Parameciidae. The transcript has 4 exons.
AUGAACAACUCUCUAAAAAGUAAAACUGUUCGAUCAGGUUCUGCUAGAGUUAAAUCAGCUAUUGAGAGAGCAGGACUAAUUCAACAAAGAGAGCAAUUGAGAGAAAUGUUGAUUAGCAAAUUUUCAAAAGAUUUCGCAUAAGGCAACAAGAAUAAGGAAGUGUUAAUUUAGUAGAUAGUUAAUGAAUACUUCGCGAAUGAGCAAGUUACCGAAAAUUCUUUAAAAUAAUUGAAGACAAGAGUCUAAGAGGCAAUUCAAAAAUAAAAAUAUCAAAGUUAAACUUAAUAAAACCCAUCCUUAAAUACUUAAAUUGACAAUAGAAGUGAAUAGAAAUCGCAAAAUGCUCGACCUUAAACUGUGAAGAGUUCAGUUAGAUCUGAGAGGGAUGCAGAUCAAUAUUCUGUUACGUCUUCAUAAUUUGAAAAAGCACCAAAAUCUGUUUACGUUGUCGAUGAUGAAGAUGAAUGGGCUGCUUUGGUUAAAUUUGAUACGGAACUUCACACAAAGGAACAAUAACUAGAAAUGCAAAGGUAGGGAGAGUUUAAAAAAAAAAUGAAAGCAGAGCUUGAUAGAUAAUUAGAGGAGAAAAGAAGGAGAUUAGAGGGAGAGAAGAAACAGGAAGAAGCUUAUGUAAAGAUCAGAGAUUACCAAAUGAAUGUGUAUGAUCAACGAGAAGAUUAGAAGAAGAAGGAGAAAGAAAGAAAGUAGUAGUUGGAAAAAGAGCAAAGAGAUCGAUAAGUUAGGGAAGAGGAAAAGAGAAGAUUUUUAGAGAAAAAGAGAUAAUCAGAAUAGGAUGCAGUAUUGGUUCAAAGAAUUUAGGAAGAAUUAAAAUAAGAGUAAAGGGAAGUGCUUCAGAGGAAGGAGCUAGAGAAGAGAAAGUUUAUGGAAAUGAUGGAAGAGAAUGAAAAAAAUAGAUAGAAACAAAUUCAUGAUGAAAUAACAGAGAAACAAUAGGAAAUUGAUAUGUAAAGGAAAUAUAUAGAUUUACAAUAAAAAUUAGAGUAAGAGAGAGAAUUAGAAAAGAAGGAGAGAGAGGAUAAAAUAAAAAAGAUUAUGAGUGAUUUUUCAUAAACAGUAGUUAAGAAUCAAAAAGAUCAAAUCAAAGCUGAGGAUGAUAAAAUGAUGAAAGCCAUACUAAUGCAAAAUCAAAUAGAAUAAAAUGAUGAAGAUCAAAAAAGAAGAUAAAUUAAAUAACAACAAUAGGAGAUGAGAUAAUAUUUAAACAAGUAGAUGGAUGAUAAAAGAUAGAAAGUAAAAGAAGAGGAAGAAUUAAAUAAAAAGUAGGCUUAGGUUUGGUAAUAAGAUCUAUAAAUGUAUUAAACACAUGAGAAAUAAAAAUUUAAUUACAUAAAGGAUGUUAAUUUGAAGCAUCAAGAUAUUUUAAAGUAAUAAAUAGACGAAAGAAAAUCGUAGUAGAGACCCAGAAAUAAAAUGAAUAAUGAGGAAUUAAUGCAUAAUAAACCUUUACUGAAAGAAUUGGCAGACAAGUAAGAUGCAAUUAAAGUAAGAAAGAUGAAUGUAUGA